AUGGCUCUUCAGAUUACUCUGACGUUUCACAAGUGGCGGCGUCAGGAGGUUGAGAAACGGGCGGAGGCCGAGCGCACGCGCCAGCGCCAGGAAGAGCUCCGGCGCUUGGAGGAGCAGCGCCGCGCCUUCGAGCGAGCAGAAGAGGAGCGGAUCAAGGCCAAGAAACAGAGGGAGGAGGAGGCCCGGCGUCAAGAGGAGGAGCGACGCCGAGCCGACGAGGAGCGCCGCAGACGCGAGGCGGAGGAGGCACGACGUGAGGAGGAACGCCAGCGAAGGGAGCAGGAGGAGGCUCGGCAGCCGGCAGGGGGCUCUGGCAUGUCGGCCAGCCGGGCGCUCCGCAGGCCUGCAUUUGCAAACCACCCGUUGGACAGCCGCUUGGACAUGCUCGAGAUGGAGCUGGCGCGAUUGAAGGGCAGCAGGCAGAUGGGUAUGACUGGUGGCAUGGGCAACAUGGGGGGCGUGCCAAUGACCUUCACGCAGCCGCAGCAGGCUCUGUCUCCGCUGAUGCCUUCCAUGCCUUCCGGUCCACCGAUGUAUUCCGUACCCUCUGAGCCCUCAGGGCCGGCACCGGCGUUGGCGAACAUCGAGACGAAGAACCACGGUGAAAUUAUGCAAGCAUACAAGGACAUCGUGACGAGCCUGAAGGAGACGCAGCAAAAGCACAAUGACCUCCUCCAGCGACAUACCGAUCUGACAAAGCACCACGUGGAGCUGAUGCGGGCACACCAGGACCUCCUUGAGAGUCUGAAGAAGAACGGCACUGGUGGCGGUGGUGCAGCUGCCAAGGCUUCCGCCAAGAAGAAGGCCAAGCACCCAGCCCUCGGUGUGGUCCGCCUGGAUUACGACUACCCUCCUGCACCAGGAGACUCUGACCACCCAGGCAGCUUUGGAUACGAAGUCUACUAUCGCUGCUGCCCAGGGUUGACUUUCGACAUGUGCCAGGAUGGCCACUUCCCCGAAGCUGUGGAGCGCCGCUUUGCCGAUGCGAUCAGGCACCUGGAGGCCCGCGGAUGUGCCGCCAUCACCGGCGACUGCGGCUUCAUGAUGGCCUUUCACAUGAUUGCCAGGAAGAUCGCAGCUAAGCCCAUCUUCAUGUCCUCCAUGGUGCAAUGCCCGAUUAUCGCCGCCUCCCUCGAGCCAUCCGAUCAGAUUCUGCUUCUCACGGCCAAUGACAAAACCCUGAAGCCGCAGAAGACGGUGCUGCUGAGCACUUGUGGAUUCGAUGUUGACGAGGACCGUUUCAUCAUCAAGGGCUGUCAGAAUGUGCCUGGUUUCGAGGCCGUGGCUUUGGGAGGAAAAGUUCCGCUUGAGGUCGUGCAGCCGGGAAUCGUGCAGCUGGUGCAGGACAUAAGGAAGCAGUUCCCACGAAUUGCCGCAAUCCUCCUGGAAUGCACGGAAUUGCCACCCUACGCAGAUGCCCUCCGCUACCAUACCGGCUUGCCAGUUUGGGAUGCUGUCACGGCUGCCGACUUUUACAUCUCCGCCCACCAAGACAACCCAAGGUUCGGGCACAACGACUGGCAGGAGGCAUGGGAUGGUACGCAUGAGGAGUAUGAGCUGGGCAUCAACCUCACCAAGGACGAACUGUCGCUUGUGGUGAGUAAGCACAAGGUGCAUGCGGAGAAGAAAGAACGGGCGCUGAAAAAGAAGAAGAAGCUGGACAAGGUCAUGAAGAAAGUACGCAAGCAGCAGGCACCUAUGCUGGGCGUCCUGCGUUUGGACUACAACUACCCCCCGGCCACAGGCGACAUUGACCAUCCUGGUAGCUACGACUACGACGUGCUCUUCCGAGUGGUUCCUGGCUUCACCUUCGAGAUGGCCCAGGCCGGCAAGCUCACGCCGGCGGUGGAGAAGGAGUUCAUCGAAGCUGUGAAGUGGCUGGAGAACAAAGGCUGCAGCGGCAUCACGGGCGACUGUGGGUUCAUGAUGGCUUUCCAGCCACUGGCCCGCGAAGUGGCUCGGGUCCCCGUCUUCAUGAGCUCCAUGAUGCAAUGUCCCAUGAUCUCUGUUGCGUUCGACAAGUACGACAAGGUCUUGAUUCUCACCGCGAAUGAUGACACGCUGAAGCCGCAAAAGGAGACACUGCUGAGCAACUGCGGCUUCGACGUUGACGAUGCCCGCUUCAUGAUCAAGGGCUGCCAGGAUGUUCCUGGCUUUGAUGCCGUGGCAAAGGGCGAGAAGGUCGAUGUGGACUACGUGCAGCCCGGAAUUGUGUACAUGGUGAAGCAGAUCCUCAACAAGAACUCCUCUGUCCGGGCCAUCCUGCUUGAGUGCACCGAGCUGCCACCCUACGCAGAUGCCUUGCGCCACGAGACCAGGCUCCCCGUCUUCGACGCAAUCACGAACGCGGACUUCUUCCUGUCUGCUCGGCAGGACAACCCUCGCUUCGGCUUCAACCAGUGGCAGCUGGACUGGGACGGCGAGCAGGAUGACUACGUGUUCGGGCAGCACCUGAACGCCCAACAGAUGGAGAAGCUGAUCAACUGA
Symbiodinium natans is the source of this 2487-nucleotide messenger RNA. NCBI's taxonomy places the organism in Eukaryota, Dinophyceae, Suessiales, Symbiodiniaceae. The record is from the annotation of a GenBank genome assembly.